GAACGCUUCGACGUAAUUUUCACUUCCAUCCUCCGAACCCUUCCACGAUUUCGACUCCAUCCACAACCAUCUCAGAUCCAUGGCUUUGCAAAGUCCUGCUAAACUUGUAGAGCAGGCCAAGUCCAUAUCAGAAGACAAUUAUGAAUUCGUCACAGAAAAUUUAACACAAGAUGUGGGAAAUGAUGUUGUUGUUGCUUCUGAAGAGGGUGAAGAAUUUCCUCGAAAACGGAGACCGGGCUUAGGCCUCAAUCGUGCACGUCCACGUUUCUCGCUGAAGCCAACCAAAAAGCCCUCUGUUGAGGAUUUGUUACCAAUUCUGGACCUAAAAGCCCUGAAAGAUCCCGUGGAAUUCUUCGCAGCCCAUGAGAAGAGGGAAAAUGCAAAAAGAGAAAUACAGAAACAGUUGGGUUUCCUGCCAUCUGAGCUUAAUCAGGAUUCCAAUAAACCACGUGAACGUCGACCUGGACUUCCCGGGCUUAAUCGAAGGCCAAUUAGAUACAGACAUAGGUCUUCAACAAUAACUUUGGACAAUAAUGAUGAUGUCCUAUCCUCCCAAGAGGCAUUUGAAUCUGACAGCAUUAACCCUGUUAAUGAUAACACUGACAAAGACAAAGCUUCUCUUGCAUCAUUGGAUACUGAAGUAACUGCAGGUUCAUCAGCUAUUCAAGAGAAAGAGGUCAAUGAUGUAUUGCAGGGAUUGCUUUCUUGUAAUUCUGAAGACCUAGAGGGGGAUGGAGCAAUGAAUCUUUUGCAGGAGAGGUUACAGAUCAAACCCAUUGUUCCUGAGAUAUUAUCAGUUCCAGACUUCCCAGAUUACCAACCAAUUGAUCUGAAAUUAUUGCGAGGGAAUUUGUCGAAGCCAAGAAAGGCAUUAUCCGAUGUAGAUAAUUUGUUGAAAGGAAUCAAUAUUAAGACACCGCUUAGACGAGAUGCAGGAUGCAUUGAGAAGCAAUUAGCUUCACCCACUCCACCAAGAAGUCCAUUUGCUUCAUUGUUAUCAUUGCAGAAGCACAUUUCACAGUCAAAGCCAUCAGUGGAUCCAUUUGCUACUCAUGAAAUUGAUCAUGUAUCUACAAGAAACUAUUCACCAACUCAUAUGAUACACCAGGAAGUCAAUACUGAUGGCUCUAGCAAGCUGUCAAAUGAGCUGAGUGCACCUAUAAUUGAAGAUGUUAUUGCUGCUGGUGAGACAAAUAAAAUUCUGGACAUUUCUGAAAAUUCCAAGGAAGACAACUCUGGGAAGUCAUCAGAUAAAGUUAAUGCACUCUUAUUUGAAGAUAGAGUUGCAGUUACCGAGACAAGUUCAGUUCAGGUCCCUGUCAUAAAUUGCACCAGUACUCCUCAAAAGUCCAUGGUGGAUAAUUCAAGGGAACCUGAGUUUGAUGCUAAUGUUGACUUGAAUGAACAUCAUGUUGACAUGGAUGUGGAUAUUGGAGGCAGUGGUAUGAGACAAAAGGUUAUGGAUGACACAGAAGGCACGCAAAAUAUUGAGCCAAAUGAACCUUACCAAUUUGAGGACAAAACGCUGGAAGACAAUUCGCAGGAACUUACAGCUUCUAUUUCAACAGACAGUGCGAAUUUCAAUUUGGUGAUUCCACUAGCUGAUCAAUCAAAUCCAGUUGGGUUUCAAGCCAGCUCUAUGAACAAACAGUCUAGAAGAUCAGAUGAUGGUCCAGAACAGUGUUUACAGGAAAAGACAGUUGGUUCUGUGGCACCUGUUAAUGGACAAAAGAGAGUUAAAUUACGUGUGCAAAAAGAGUCCAAGGGUAAGAAGAAACUUGUGCAGAGGAAAAGCCUUGCAGAUGCUGGCACAUCAUGGGAGUCUGGAGUAAGGAGAAGCACCAGGUUCAGGACAAGGCCUUUGGAGUAUUGGAAAGGGGAAAGAAUGGUGUAUGGUCGUGUACACCAGAGUUUGACUACUGUCAUCGGCGUGAAGUGCAUGUCUCCAGGAAGUGAUGGAAAACCGACUAUGAAGGUGAAAUCAUUUGUAUCGGAUAAAUACAAAGAGCUUUUUGAGAUAGCUUCUCUACAUUGAAAGUGAAAACAGCUUUAGGUUCUUCUUGAAUGUCUUGUCUUUAGACUUUUAAUGGAUUGACAUGUAAAAAGUGUUUAUUAUGGAAGUAAAAAGUGUUCUUUCAUUGAAUGAAGUGAUACUUAUAUACA
Messenger RNA from Cicer arietinum (chickpea), 2163 nucleotides. The record is from RefSeq and is a predicted model, not a curated record. NCBI's taxonomy places the organism in Eukaryota, Viridiplantae, Streptophyta, Magnoliopsida, Fabales, Fabaceae.